CGGCGGCCGGCGGCGGCCAGGCCGCGAUGGCGACCAGGAAGGCGGGCUCGCGGCUGGAGACGGAGAUCGAGCGCUGCCGCUCCGAGAGCCAGUGGGAGCGGAUCCCCGAGCUGGCGAGGCAGCUGUCGGCCAAGCUCAUCGCCCACGAUGACAUGGCGGAGCUCCUCCUCGGGGAGGCCAAGCUGGAGCAGUACCUGAAGGAACACCCCCUGCGGCAGGGCGCCAGCCCCCGAGGCCCCCGGCCCCAGCUGACGGAGGUCCGCAAGCAUCUGACCGCCGCCCUGGACCGAGGCAACCUCAAGUCAGAAUUCCUGCAGGAGUCCAGUCUGGUCCUGGCCAAGCUGCACUACGUGGAAGGGGACUAUGACGGCGCGCUCGGCCUCUACGCCCGGGCGGGCCUGGAGGACUGGCCGCUGGCGGGCGCGCCCCCCUACCGGCUGCGCAUGGCCGCCGAGGCCUACGCCACCCAAGGACUCUGUUUAGAGAAGUUGCCUGUGUCUUCUUCUACCGGCAGUCUCCGCGUGGACCGGGAACAGGACGUCAUCACCUGCUAUGAGAAGGCGGGGGACAUUGCCCUCCUGUACCUCCAGGAGGUAGAAAGGGUAAUACUUUCUAAUAUUCAGAACAGAAGUCCUAAGCCUGGCCCUGCUCCCCACGAUCAAGAACUAGGUUUUUUCCUAGAAACGGGACUGCAGAGAGCCCAUGUCCUCUAUUUCAAAAAUGGGAGCCUGACAAGAGGAGUCGGGAGAUUCAGAGAGCUCCUCAGAGCGGUUGAGACGAGAACAACCCAAAACCUGCGGAUGACGAUAGCCAGGCAGCUGGCGGAGAUCUUGCUGCGGGGUAUGUGUGAGCAGAGCUACUGGAACCCUCUGGAGGAUCCGCCGUGCCAGUCGCCCCUGGACGAUCCUCUCCGGAAAGGAGCAAACACGAAAACCUACACCCUCACCCGGAAAGCCCGCGUCUACUCAGGAGAGAACAUUUUUUGUCCUCAAGAAAAUACUGAAGAAGCCCUGUUGUUACUGCUGAUUAGUGAGUCAAUGGCCAACCGCGACGCUGUGCUGAGCAGGAUACCUGAGCACAAGAGCGACCGUCUCAUCAGUUUACAGAGCGCAUCUGUGGUCUAUGAUUUACUGACCAUUGCUCUUGGAAGAAGAGGCCAGUAUGAGAUGCUGUCAGAGUGCUUGGAGAGAGCCAUGAAGUUUGCCUUCGAGGAGUUCCACCUGUGGUACCAGUUUGCUCUGUCGCUCAUGGCUGCAGGAAAAUCCGCGCGCGCCGUGAAGGUGCUGAAGGAGUGUAUCCGCCUGAGGCCGGACGACGCCGCCAUCCCGCUGCUGGCCGCCAAGCUGUGUGUGGGCUCCCUGCACUGGUUGGAAGAAGCCGAGAAGUUUGCCAAAACGGUGGUUGAUGCAGGAGAGAAAACGUCAGAGUUCAAGGCUAAAGGCUACCUGGCCCUGGGGCUGACCUACAGUCUGCAGGCCACUGACGCUUCUCUGCGAGGGGUGCAGGAGGUCCUCCAGAGAAAGGCGCUUCUUGCGUUUCAGAGGGCCCACAGCCUGUCGCCCACGGACCACCAGGCCGCCUUCUACCUGGCCCUGCAGCUCGCCAUCUCCAGACAGAUCCCAGAGGCUCUGGGAUACGUCCGCCAAGCUCUUCAACUUCAAGGCGACGACGCCAACUCCCUGCACCUCCUCGCCCUCCUGCUCUCAGCGCAGAAGCAUCACCACGAUGCUCUGAGCAUCAUCGACAUGGCCCUGAGCGAGCAUCCAGAAAAUUUCAUACUGCUGUUUUCCAAAGUGAAGCUGGAGUCCCUCUCCCGGGGCCCGGACGAGGCGCUCCUCACGUGCAAGCACAUGCUACAGAUCUGGAAAUCCUGCUACAACCUGACCAACCCCAGUGAUUCUGGACGUGGGAGCAGCCUCUUAGAUAGAACCAUCGCUGACAGACGACAGCUUAAUACAAUUACUUUGCCAGACUUCAGCGAUCCCGAGACAGUGUCAGACUCCUCCUCCUCCUCUUCUCUUCCAAGAACCGCGUCUCCUCUCCACCUGUUUCUGUCUCCUCAUCCUCCUUCUCACCCCAAAACCGAAACCUUCGUGUGGCCCCCGGCUGCACGCUCAGUCAGUGACCCGGGGCCCCGCCAGGAGCCCUCUCUGUGGAAACAUGGCAACUCUCCAGAAGUAUACUUUCAUGGUUUUCCCUCCCUUUUUUCAGUUAGCUCCAUCCACGCCACAUCAGUCGCGGCCUCCAGAGUGGAGCAGGCGCUGUCAGAAGUGGCCUCGUCCCUGCAGAGCAGCGCCCCCAAGCAGGGCCCCUUGCACCCCUGGAUGACGCUGGCGCAGAUCUGGCUGCACGCAGCGGAAGUCUACAUCGGCAUCGGGAAGCCCGCGGAGGCCAUGGCCUGCACGCAGGAAGCUGCCAACCUCUUCCCCAUGUCCCACAACGUCCUCUACAUGCGCGGCCAGGUGGCGGAGCUCCGCGGGAACGUGGACGAGGCCCGGCGGUGGUACGAGGAGGCCUUGUCCAUCAGCCCCACCCACGUGAAGAGCAUGCAGCGGCUGGCCCUGAUCCUCCACCAGCUGGGCCGCUACAGUCUGGCCGAGAAGAUCCUGCGGGACGCGGUGCAGGUGAACUCCACGGCCCACGAGGUCUGGAACGGCCUGGGCGAGGUCCUGCAGGCUCAGGGCAACGACGCGGCGGCCACCGAGUGCUUCCUGACGGCCCUGGAGCUGGAGGCCAGCAGCCCCGCGGUGCCCUUCACCGUCAUCCCCCGCGCGCUCUGAGCCGCCCCGCCCUGCCCUUCCCGUCACCCCCCGCACCGUGCCCUUCCCGUCACCCCCCGCACCGUGCCCUUCCCGUCACCCCCCGCACCGUGCCCUUCCCGU
This is a messenger RNA of Budorcas taxicolor (takin), 2882 nucleotides long. It is a transcript of the gene TTC7B, whose product is annotated as tetratricopeptide repeat domain 7B. The transcript has 22 exons. Gene Ontology annotation, cellular component: plasma membrane. Gene Ontology annotation, biological process: phosphatidylinositol phosphate biosynthetic process; protein localization to plasma membrane. Lineage: Eukaryota; Metazoa; Chordata; Mammalia; Artiodactyla; Bovidae. Bases 27 to 2780 code for a protein of 917 amino acids. The record is from RefSeq and is a predicted model, not a curated record. Gene Ontology annotation, molecular function: protein binding.